Molecule: messenger RNA, 1248 nt
Organism: Arvicanthis niloticus (Nile rat)
Lineage: Eukaryota; Metazoa; Chordata; Mammalia; Rodentia; Muridae
Source: RefSeq, a predicted model, not a curated record
UGGGCGGCAGAGUGCCAGUUCUCCAAUACGCUGGUGAGUGUGGGGCUGAGGCUUACACACAGAGGUGGUACCUGGGUGAUGUUUGCACUGGAUGAGGGACAGGAAACUAAAGAGGUAGGCAGGACCACCCUGCAGGGGAUUGCAUGUGGGGACAUGGUGGUGGGGUGUAGGCAAUUUUGGCAACAGUCUUGCCCGAUGGGUAAGAGUCUCCCGGUGAGGGAACCCGAAGACUCCCCAACUCCCGACACUAUCCUCCUAUUCCUCUCUGUCUCACUAGCAUCUGCGACCAUGGUGACAAGCUUCUUUCCUGGCAGUCAUUGGCUUUUCUUUUCCGUGUACCUGUUGGUGUUCCUCGUGGGACUCCCCCUCAACGUGAUGGCCCUGGUGGUCUUCGUGGGCAAGCUGCGCCGCCGCCCGGUGGCCGUGGACUUACUUUUGCUAAACCUGACCAUUUCGGACCUACUCCUGCUCCUCUUCCUGCCGUUUCGCAUAGUGGAGGCGGCCUGCGGCAUGAGAUGGCUUCUGCCUUUCAUCCUCUGCCCCCUUUCUGGGUUCCUUUUCUUCACCACCAUCUACCUUACCUCCCUCUUCCUGACGGCUGUGAGCAUCGAACGUUUUCUGAGCGUGGCCUACCCACUGUGGUACAAAACCCGGCCCCGGCUGGCCCAGGCCGGUCUGGUCAGUGGCGUCUGUUGGUUCCUGGCAUCAGCUCACUGUAGUGUGGUUUAUGUCACUGAAUACUGGGGAAACGCAACCGACAGCCAGGGGACCAAUGGAACCUGCUACCUGGAAUUCCGGGAGGACCAGCUAGCUGUCCUCCUCCCUGUGCGACUAGAGAUGGCUGUGGUCCUUUUCAUGGUGCCCCUGUGUAUCACUAGUUACUGCUACAGUCGCCUGGUGUGGGUUCUGAGCCGGGGAGCCAGCCGGCGCCGGCGCAAGAGGGUAAUGGGGCUUCUUGCAGCCACGCUGCUCAUCUUCUUCGUCUGCUUCGGCCCCUACAAUAUGUCCCAUGUGGUGGGCUAUGUGCGCGGUGAAAGUCCAUCCUGGCGGAGCUACGUGCUCCUCCUCAGUACCCUCAACUCUUGUAUCGACCCUCUGGUUUUCUACUUUUCGUCCUCCAAGUUCCAAGCCGACUUUCAUCAGCUCCUGGGGAGGCUGAUGAGAGCUUGUGUGCCUUGGACUCGGGAAGUCAGCUUGGAACUGAAGGUAAAGAACGGAGAAGAGCCAUCCAAGGAGUGUCAAAGCUAG